AUGGCGCGUUUCAUAGACAACGGUGCAAUCUCCGAGGCGUUCGCAGUGACCAAUAGAGUGAAACAGGGCUGCGUCCUUGAGCUUACCCUCUUCCGUCUCAUGUUUUCUGCCAUACUUAUGGACGCCUACCGUGAUGAGUGCCCAGGGAUACGCAUCGCCCACAGAACUGGCGAGCAUCUUCACAGCUGCAAGAGCAUGCAGUCCCCCGUGCGACCAUCAAUGAUAACUGUCUGUGACCUGCUGUUCGCCGACGACUGCGCGCUCAACACCACGACCAAAGUGGACAUGCAAAGGUGGAUGGAACUCCUCACCGCCAGAUGCGCCAACUUCGGCCUAACUAUCAAUACGGACGAAAUGGUGACUACGCACCAACCGUCACCCACCAUGCAACACUGCACUUCUUCUCAUAUCACUCACGAAGGCCGCCAAAUAAAAACCGUGACCUAUUUUGCUUAUUUCAGAAACACACCUCCCAACAGCUUCCGAAUCGACGAUGAGAUUGACCACCGUAUCUCCAAAGCCAGCCAAUCCUUCGACCGGCUGAGGAACUCCGUGUGGAAACGUCACGGCCUCCAACUGAAUACCAAACAAAUAGACGGCGUUGCUAUGGGCUCGCCUCUUGAACCUCUCCUAGCCGAUGUCCUCAUAGGCAGCAGCUACGGCACACUCCCGCAUCAGCACCCGCAACUCCCAACACCAUUACUCAUCACAAGCACCCAAUUGUCACCUCCCACGCAAUUAGGAAGUGUGCUUCUUGGCUCAUUCUCCGUGCGCCUGCAUGUAUGA
Messenger RNA from Spirometra erinaceieuropaei, 786 nucleotides. NCBI's taxonomy places the organism in Eukaryota, Metazoa, Platyhelminthes, Cestoda, Diphyllobothriidea, Diphyllobothriidae. The record is from the annotation of a GenBank genome assembly.